AUGCGGCGGCACUGGGGUGUGAUUUGCCUGCGACGGGCCGACUCUACCCCACCCCUGUGCCGAGAUAGCCCGGCAGACGGGCGUAUAUCGCCGGCUGUAAAGUCUGACAGACUUCUAGCCGUCUCGGCUUGUUUUGAGGCCGUGGCGGCCGGACGAGCGUUCUUACGCGCGCCCGUCACGGGGCAGAGCCGACUCUACUCGUUAAGGAUGUCAGCG
Molecule: messenger RNA, 216 nt
Organism: Iphiclides podalirius (scarce swallowtail)
Lineage: Eukaryota; Metazoa; Arthropoda; Insecta; Lepidoptera; Papilionidae
Source: the annotation of a GenBank genome assembly